CAGCAAUAUUUCGAGUGCAGCCUCCUCAUUUGGUAGAAGAUUAGUGAAUUAAACGACUAAAACGCAAAUCGUUUGUGGUCAUUAACAUGUUUAAACAUAAUAUUUUCAGAUAAGAUGAACCUUCAAAACGUUCUAAACAUGCUGCGCAAAUGUAAUAGUUCCGGCAGUAAUAUUUUCAAUUACCCUAAUUGAUGUGCAGUAGAGUAAUUAUAUUUAGGCUAUCAAAUGUACUUUACGUUACAGUGGUUCCCAACCAAGUCAGUCAGUUAAGAACAAAUUCUUAUUUACAAUGACGGCCUAGGUAGUGGGUUAACUGCCUUGUUCAGGGACAGAACGACAGAGUUGUCAACUCAGGGAUUCGCGCUAACCGCCGCCACCUAGAACCCCCAGCGACUCACUCCAUCAUCACUCUGUUGCAUACGUUUCGCUCUAUUCCCAGUGCAAGAUGCAGCAACUGGGCAAAUAACCUGACAUUUGCCAGAGAUAGCUGCUGUAUAUUCUUUCAUUCCUUUAUUGGUUUAUACUUGCAAAUAGAUCGUUUUGAGGCAUCACAUCAUUGGAAUUUGCUCGUGGUGGAAACGGAAUCUCUCUCCUCAGCACCGCCACCAUCCCAUCCCGGAAGUGACACCAUCAGUUUUCACAUUUCAGGAAAAGCAUCAGCAUCUUCAAUGCUUUGACAACGGGGUUUGAAGCUAUUUCCACAACCGCGUUUGGACUGACACAUUUGGCUUUCAAAACACAAUUUGUCGCAGUUUGGAUUCGUAAGACAGUUCGGACAAAUGAAGUGACAAACAGGAUAUGAUGUCAUCGUUCCAGGUGGUGGGCUCUUUGCCCAGCAGUGUCAUCGGCGUCAUGGAAACAUCAAACUUUGCCCAUGUCAUCUUCCAGAACGUUGGGAAGAGCUUCCUGCCCCAGGAGGCACUGGAGUGUUGCUACACCCUCACCUCCUACAUCACCCCCAACCCCAAAGACUGGGUGGGAAUAUUUAAGGUGGGUUGGAACACAGCGAGGGAUUACUACACGUUCCUGUGGUCUCCCAUGCCGCAAGACUACCAACCUGGAAGCACCGUACACAGGGCUGUGGUGUUCCAAGGGUACUAUGUUCCCAAGAGUGACGGGGAGUUUUAUCAGUUCUGUUACGUCACACACACGGGUGACAUCAGAGGCGCCAGCACACCUUUCCUGUUUCGCCCGGACACGCCCACCGAGGACUGUCUCACCGUUACCGAGGAUGACAGCAACUCAGACAUUCUGGUGGUCACCACCAAGAGCAGUGUGCUGGAGCAGCGUGUAGAGGAGGCGCAGCAGGAGCGCAGGGAGCUGUUGAAGACCAUGCACCACCUGCAGGAGGAGAAGCAGCAGCUGCAGGAGGAGCACAGGAGGCUGCACAGAGAGAGAGAGCAGGAGAGGGAGACCUGCAGCCUGCUACGCACACACAACCAGGAGCUGCUGCGCUCCUCCCAGGGCCUGUCAGAGGAGAGGGAGGAGGUGAGGAGGAGGCUGCAGGAGGCCACAGACCGGGUCAGACAGCUGGAGGAGGACCUACUGGGAGUCACACAGAGAGGACUGCAGAAAGAGACCGACCUGGACUGUCUGAGAGACAGGUUAAAGAAGCUGACAGCAGAUAGAGACACUCUGGAGACCCAACUGAAGAAUGAGAAGGACGAGAGGGACCUUUACAAGGUCCACCUGCGUAGCACGGAGCUAGAGAACACUAAGCUGAGUGCAGAGCUGCAGAUGCUGAAGGCUGUGGAGCUCAACAGAGAGGUGACCAUCGCUCAGUUCCAGGAAGAACUGGACAGGCUCCGAGCCUGUGUCACUCAGAAGGACCGUCUGGAGAAAGAGCUGCACACACACGCUGUCGACAAGGCUGAGAUGGGUCGUCUGAGGGAGAAGCUUCGCCAGGCUGAGGAGCAGCUCCACGCGUCUCGCCAGCAGGCCGCCAUGUUGGUGUCGGAGCUCCGCGACUCAGCGAGUGCCCGCGACCGCACCAUGACCGAGCUGUACCGCGCCCGCCUGGAGGUCGACGCCCUCCGCGCCAGCCUGGCCGAUGCCCAGGCCGAGUGCCGGCGAAUGGAGAUGCAGCUGGACCGCAUGAGGACCACCUCCCAACAGGAAGUGGGUGUGGGGACCUCCAGUGAGGGGGGGUGUGUUGUGUCUGAGGCGGAGGCUGAGCUACAGAGAGAAGUGGAGGAGCUGAAGCUGCGUCUCCACAUGGCUGCUGAGCACUACAAGGAGAAGUACAGGGAGUGUCAGCGACUCCGCAGGCAGGUGGCCAAGCUCAGCGAGGCCCAGGGGGAGUCAAAGAGAAACGCUGCUACUGAGACGACACAGGAGCCACUGACACCCAGUCCAGAGUCACCUACAGCAGGCAAUCUGGCUGCAGCUGUGCUGAGAGGAGACACUGAGAGGCCUGCUGUCCCUAACCGCAGUUACAAAGACAGGGAACACACAUGCACCAAUACAUUCUCAGGCAUGGAAACCAUGAGAGUAGGGGAGAAAGAGUGGAAGGGGAGAAAUGGGGACGAGGUGGAGAGGGAAGUGAGUGGAGGAGAGGAAGGGAAAGAAGAGGGGAGUGCAGAAGUUGAGAGGAAGGAGGACAGGAGUGUAGGAGGUGAGUUCAUGAGCAUGAAGAUGGAGAGUUGGGUGGAGGUGGAGAAUGAGAGGAGGAGUGCUGAAGAGGAGGAUGAGAGGAGGAGUGUGGAGGAGGUAGAGAAAGAACAGACUCGUUCGGUGGAGGAGGAGCUGGCGAGGAUGGAGGAGAAGUGGGCGGAGCAGUGUGCUAUCAACGAAACGCUCAAACAGAGACUGGCCAAUGAGGAGGAGCGAUUCAGGAUCCAGAUGGCAGAGAGGGUCAUAGAGGUGACAGAGCUGAAGGAGAGUCUGGCUCAGGCCCUCAGAGAGAAGGACCAACUCAAGGAGGAGCUGCAUCAGUGUCAGGACCGACAGAGGGAGCAGGAGGCUGAGGGUCAGGGGUCAGAGGUCAAACAGCCCGUGUUGCUGCGCUACCCCCUGCCCUACCCCCAGGACCCCUCCCCACCCCCCCUGGUACCCCAGAGACCUGCAGAGCUGCAGUACGGGAACCCCUACUCCACCGACAACACUCGAGACGGGGCAGACGGUGCCCUGUCCCCUGAGCAGAUGCCCCGCCCCCCUCCCGAGGCCCCUGGUGCAUGCGCCCCUCCGGCCACCCCCCCAACCCCUGGUGCAGGCUGGGAGAGAGAGGUGGUCUGCAUCCAGCCCUCCUCACGAAGCAUGAGCCCCCCCGACGGACUGGAGCACCCCCCCGAGGAGCCACGCAACGUCGGUGAUGGGGAGCAGCCUGCCUGCAAUCAUCAGUCCAGCAGCAGACGCAACGACAACAGGAGCAGCUUCUGUUUUGACCCCAGUAGUGAGGUCCACAAGCGCUGUCCGUUGUGCGAGGUGAUCUUCCCGCCACAUUUUGAGCAGCGUAGCUUUGAGCAGCACGUGGAGAGCCACUGGAAGGUGUGUCCCGUGUGCUCUGAGCAGUUCCCCCUGGACUGCCAUCAGCAGCUCUUCCAGAAGCACGUGCUCACACACUUUGACGGCCAUGUGCUAAACUUCGACAACAUGGAGUAGCGGGGAGGUUGGGGUGUGUAAAAGGGAAGGUUGGAUUGGAUUAAAUUCAAAUAAUUCUAGGAACGUGUGCUCGGGUUGGGGAUGAUUUCAUUUCAACUCUGACUAGGAGGGAAGAUUACAAAUCAUCACAUCAACAAUUGAAAAAUAAUCUGGGGAAAAUUGCUCUUUUAAAUGUUCUGAAUUUAAAUGGAAUUAACUUCAAUCCUGGCCUCACAUGCUACCGUUCAGUUAAGUAAAGGUUAAAUAAUAAAUAAAUAAAUGCUACCUUUCAAAAACAUCAAGGCGUGUGUAAGAGGGAGUUUGUCAGUUCCGGUUUAGGGAAAUAAUUUGUAAAAAAAAUACUUGGCUUGAGAAGUUCGGAUCACUUUGGUUUUGUCCCAUGUUGAUGAUGUCAUCUUUCUGCUUCGGGGUUGUAGUGUCAUCACUGCAUGUGUUUAGUAUCCGUAGGAUUCAUCACUCCGUAGCCACACCUAGAAACAGGUGACAUCCAGGGAUGGGAGGGGGAGUAGGUUGACGUUGUCUCUGAACAUUGAUCUAAGGUCAGUUUUGGGUUUUACCUGAUGGUUAAGGUUGGGUAAUCUGAUCCUAGAUCUGUGGUUAGGGGAACUAAUGUACAGCGUGACAGUCAGACUUUUUUUUAAAUUACAGGAAAUAGCACUAUUGUUUCAAUUUGACUGCACUAAAAAGGCUUUAUUAUUCUGAAUGUAUGUAUAUAUAUGAGAAGUAGGACUAUUAUGGAGAAAUGUGGCUGAAUUGCUCGUGACCUCAAUGUAUUCCCUCAUGUUUUAGUAAUGACAGAAUGAUGGACCAAUUGUUUUACUUCCUGGUCUCUGUUCACUGGAUAGGCUAACAUUCUCCAGUUGGAGGUAACUGGAAAUAUGACUGCUAUAGAAAACUACUGUACACCUGGCUAUGGUCUCUUUCACUGUGUUAAGUCUAUGACCUUGGACCCCGACAAAGGAGGAAAAGAUGAGUCUAAGUCAGUUUCUGUUGGCUGUGCGUGCAUCUCCACAUUGAGUCUCCUUUAAUUCUUGACAUCUGUCUGUCUGAGAUUUGACUGUUCUUUCAACGUGACUACUUCUGGCUUCAAAGUUGCAGCUUUGAGAGUGUGUGUGUAGGUUUGUAUGUGUGCAUUAAAAAUAUCUUUGAAUAAAGUACGCCUGUCAAAUGGA
Salmo salar (Atlantic salmon) is the source of this 4772-nucleotide messenger RNA. The record is from RefSeq and is a predicted model, not a curated record. Lineage: Eukaryota; Metazoa; Chordata; Actinopteri; Salmoniformes; Salmonidae.